Messenger RNA from Camellia sinensis, 743 nucleotides. NCBI's taxonomy places the organism in Eukaryota, Viridiplantae, Streptophyta, Magnoliopsida, Ericales, Theaceae. The record is from RefSeq and is a predicted model, not a curated record.
UUUUCUGAGCUAGAAUUUAGUUGUUAAUUCCCCAAUGGUUGUGGGUUGUGCAGGACACCCACUGUCAAUCUUGGAUGGGAUUUUCAUGGCUAUCAAGGAUGAUAUAGACUGCUAUCCUCAUCCAUCAAAGGGUGCAACGACGUGGUUUCAUGAGGUGCGCCCUAUUAAAAAAGAUGCAGUUUCUGUAUCAAGGUUACGUAGCUGUGGUGUUAUUUUUGUUGGAAAGGCAAAUAUGCAUGAAAUGGGUCUAGGAACAACAGGAAAUAAUGCAAACUAUGGGUAAGAUUCCAUGUAGUAGCUAUGUAAACAAAGAGAUAAAUAUGAUUUCAGUGUUCGACAUGCAUGCAUGACAAGGUGACUGCAGAGAUUGUUGAAUGGAGAAAUAAGACUGUUAUAUUCAGCGUAUUACCUGCUGGUAGCGCGUUAGCUUUACAAAGGCUACUUAAUUUAUAACGUAUCUUGCAUCUUAGAAUUAUAUUUGAUUUAUUUAUCUGCUUAAAAUUGCUUUAUACCCCGAUGUUUAAGUCUUUGCAAUGUUCUUAGAAUUAUUUAAAUGGACCCCACAUAACAAUGGUGCUUCAUAUACUGAACAUGUUAGAUUUUUAGUUUGGAGAAAUAUCUCAGCAUAUUGCCUUUUGUUUGCACGUUAUUCUUGGAAAACUUAUAUUAUCAAAUGUCUUGCGUCCAAUUAUUAUUUAUAUGAUUUACUGGUUAUCCACUUUUGCAUAUAUGCUAACCUCAUG